AUGCAAGCAAAACAAUGUGACUGGCUGCGUGAACCCAUUUCUUCUCCUGCUGAAUUGCAGACAUAUCAAAAUCUAGUGCUUCAUCGUGGACAUACCAAUUUCGCAUUUAUUAUUUUGGAUGUUAUGGAUAAAAACAGUACUCAUUCGGAUAGUUCAUGGCCACCAAACUUUUGGGGUCAGAUGAUAAUAGCCUUCUCAGUGUCCAUGGUGAUUGGAUUGGUGAUUGGAGGGAUAAUCUGGGCUUUGUUUACUUGCCUGUCCCGUCGCAGAGCCAGCGCACACAUUUCGCAGUGGAGCUCGUCAAUCUCUAGCCGCCGUUCCAGACCUCCUUCUCAGGGCCAUGCUGCCAACAGGACUGGAUUCUACCGGAACAACAGCUGCGAACGCCGAAGCAAUCUCAGCCUGGCCAGCCUCACCUUCCAGCGGCAAGCCUCCCUGGAGCAAGCCAACUCCUUCCCAAGAAAGUCAAGCUUCCGAGCCUCCACCUUCCACCCCUUUUUGCAAUGCCCUCCGCUCCCUGUGGAAACUAACAGUCAGCUGAUUACUCUGGCUCCCACCAGCCCCACCACUACCCUUGUGGGGAACACCACCAACAGCUUAACUCGUCCUGAAUUCCACUGGUCCAACAACAGCCUCCGCAUCUGUCAUUCAACACAAACACCUCCUCCUGCCUAUGAGACCAUCAUUAAAGCUUUUCCAGACUCUUGAACUGGAGUCUUCCUUUAUUUCGUUAAAAGGAGGACUCUCUGUUGUCUAAAGCAGAUUUUCUGUAUGCUCUGAAGGCCUCUGGGAAGUUCCCUGGUGCUGCGGCAUGCCGCAGGCAAACAGAAGGGACAUGUGCAGAUGACGUUGAUUUGCUAGGGCAAGGUGUGGUAUCCUGCAGCCACAAGGAUCUUACCCUCCCCCCCCAACUUAACUGGUCUGCAGUGUAAUUCUGUAUCUAUAUUAUACCUUUAAUUUGUAAUCAUUGUAAGGCUUUUAGUUUAGAAGAAAGAAACUUCUGCAGUCUACAAAACUGGCAACUUAAAUGAAGAAACAAGCCACAUUAGGAACCAUCUGUUGAUAGGUUUCAGAGUAGCAGCCGUAGCUCACGAAAGCUCAUGCUAAAAUAAAUUUGUUAGUCUUUAAGGUGCAACAAGUUCAUCUGUUGAUAAUCGCUUACUAAUUUCCUGCAAAGUUCACUCAUUCAUUGUGUUUGUUAGAAACCCUGUUUUUGUACAUUUGUCUGUGAGUCUUACAUUUUCAUUAGAUACUUUCCUUCAUCUCUUACAUUCUGGGUUGCUUCUAUGCCUCCUGAACCACAGGGUUUCCUAUAGCUCAGGAAUCCCUUGGCAGAAGUAGAGUUUAAAGUGAUUUUAGUGUCACAGUCUUGUGGCAGGUACUAGGGCCCCUGUUUUGAUAUUUGUAGGGGGCUCCAAAUGACCACUGGCCAGUCCUGUUUACAACAAAUUCCCAAAAAUAGAGCAAAAAAGAAGGAGUAUCCCAAAAUUUGUGCAAUGGGAGAAAUUUCUAACCAACUGAAAAAAGAAUAACUCUAUAAAAGGACUUCAUCCUGCAACCUAGCAGGGAUCACAUUUUAUUACCCUAUAAGGUUACAAGGAUACUAGGCUUGGUCCCCAAGAUAAACAACGUGAAUGGCAACUAUUUUUUAUUUGAGCUUCCUGUUUCUGUAUGGGAAUAGUCAUUUCCUUUCUUUAAAUUGUUUCUCAAUUUGUACCAGUGUUUUAUCCUUCCUGGUGUGUAAUACAGUGGAAAUCCUGCAUUUUGCUAAAAGAAAAUUUCUUAGACAUCUAGGGUGAAAUCCUGGCCUGACCAAAUUCAAUGUCAAAACUCCCAUUGACUCCAGGAUUUCAACCCUUCAGUCUAUAAUUAAGAAACUGCUUUAGAGUAUGAAGAUGCUUAGGACAGAUUAAUGCCCAUUUUGGAUUGUCAGACCUGUAGAGCUAUUAUAACAUACUGGCCCACUGGCUCAGAGGUGACCAAUUGCACUCACAUGGGAGAAGUCAAAGCUUGGAAGCAACAGAGAUAGCACAGACACAUGGAUCUGCAAUGGGAGCUGGUUCAUUUCUAAGGUGGUGCAUUUGAACACAGAAGAGCAUUUCAGUUUAGAGAGUACCACCUGCUGUGCCAGGCCGGAUUAACGCUCCUGUGGGCCUGGGGCUAUUAGAUUUUGUGGGGUCCCUAUAUACAAGUCU
Molecule: messenger RNA, 2195 nt
Organism: Mauremys mutica (yellowpond turtle)
Lineage: Eukaryota; Metazoa; Chordata; Testudines; Geoemydidae
Gene: MYCT1
Product: MYC target 1
Exons: 2
Coding region: 1-708 (235 amino acids)
Cellular component (GO): nucleoplasm
Source: RefSeq, a predicted model, not a curated record